CCAUCACUUGACUGACGACAACCGACGGGGUCCAUUUGACGCAUCAAGAUAUCAACAUCGCCAUCGCUUGCUUGCCGCUUACAGCCGGCAUCUGUAUUUACGACAACUCAGAUAGCUGGCCCUGCGAGUUCCUUUGUCGGGAAGACAAUCUCCAGCCCUCGCCAUGGCGUCCAACGCAAAGUACCAGCCCGCGGCGCAGCACGACCCGGACGAGCACGAAGACUACACGCACGCGCCGCCGUCGUACUCUGCCACCGCGACCGAGGGCGGCCCUUCAUCCGCCGCGGGCCGCGACGAGACACAGGGCCUGUUCGGUCCCCCGCGCAGCAGUGAGGACAACAUCCCGGAUGACUUCAAGUUUGGCGGCUCCGUGGCCGAAGCGACUGUCGACAUCCGCAACCAGUUCGUUCGCAAGGUCUACACCAUCCUCACCGUUCAGCUGCUCGCCACCGCCGGCGUCAGCGCCCUCACCUUUUUCAGCGAGGCCUACAAGACGUGGAUCCAGAGCCACCCUGGUGUCGUCUGGAUCUCGCUCAUCGGCGCCAUGGUCUUCAUGGGCCUAACGUACUGGAAGCGCAAGUCGUACCCGACAAACUUGCUCUUCCUGUCGCUCUUCACUCUCGCUGAGGCCUACACCGUCUCCGUCAUAGUCUCCUUCUAUAAGACGUCCAUCGUUCUCAACGCCGUCAUCCUGACUGCUGGCCUUUUUGUAUUCCUCACCCUCUUCGCCUGCCAGACCAAGUACGACUUCACCUCGUGGAUGCCCUACCUCUUCGGCGCACUCUGGGGGCUCGUCCUUUUCGGUUUCAUGGCCAUGUUCCUGCCCUACAGCUCCACCGGCGAGCUCAUCUACGGUGGCCUCGCUGCCCUCAUCUUCAGCGCAUAUAUCCUUGUCGACACGCAGCUCAUCAUGCGCAAGCAUCACGUUGAAGAGGAGAUUGCCGCCGCCAUCAGCCUUUAUCUCGACAUCAUUAACCUGUUCCUGGCCAUCUUGCGCAUCCUCAACAGUCAGUCCAACAACUGAACGGACUUAUUCAUACAGCCAGGCUAGAACAGAUUGCGGGUAUGAAGGAGGAAGCAGGUCGAAUACGGCUGCCGGGUGCUAUAGUUGCGAAGUAAGGCUUGUACCAUGACAUGCUGUUUCCUUCUUUCUUGAUAUUGCCUCGUCGUUCUUUCUCAGAGCGCAGAGGCGCAAAUUGGGUUAGGCGUUCAUGACACUUUCUCUGCUCCUUGUUUCCUAAUCGCGUCCUGUCCAUAUCUGUCCGAGCACCACGCCCGUUUUGUUUGACAAAGCGAGAUCACCAAUAUCAUUACAGUCGCACCUAUGCGUGCUGCAUUCGCGUUUCGCUAAAUUUCGGAAGGUAUUCGAUAUUUGCAUUAGAAGUCCACUAAAAGGCUAGGAAAUGGAGAAAUAAGCGGGAUGCCGCAGGUACAGGCCAGGCAACAAACAGACGCGGCUCCAAUCAAUAUACCCGCAACGGGGUCGAGGGCCAUGGGAGCUGCCCUUGCGACGGCUUGCUGCAACCAUACACACUCGCUCAUCGCGUGGAUCUGCCGCAAGCCCCU
Purpureocillium takamizusanense is the source of this 1566-nucleotide messenger RNA. RefSeq lists its product as uncharacterized. The transcript is spliced from 3 exons. NCBI's taxonomy places the organism in Eukaryota, Fungi, Ascomycota, Sordariomycetes, Hypocreales, Ophiocordycipitaceae. Gene Ontology annotation, cellular component: membrane. Bases 164 to 1024 code for a protein of 286 amino acids. The record is from RefSeq and is a predicted model, not a curated record.